Messenger RNA from Bombina bombina (fire-bellied toad), 942 nucleotides. RefSeq names its product olfactory receptor-like protein OLF4. Gene Ontology annotation, molecular function: olfactory receptor activity; G protein-coupled receptor activity. Lineage: Eukaryota; Metazoa; Chordata; Amphibia; Anura; Bombinatoridae. The record is from RefSeq and is a predicted model, not a curated record. The transcript is spliced from 3 exons. Gene Ontology annotation, biological process: G protein-coupled receptor signaling pathway. Gene Ontology annotation, cellular component: membrane. Bases 1 to 942 code for a protein of 313 amino acids.
AUGAAGACAUAUCCAGGCAACGUGGUCUUAUCUGAUUCUGCAGAAUUUUAUAUGUUAGCAUUUUCUAGUAAAGGAGAGAAGAAGCCUUUUCUUUCCAUUGUCUUCUUUUUUAUUUACAUGGCAGGCAUGUUAUGGAAUUUAACCAUAAUUAUAGUGGUAUAUUUGGAUAUUCACCUACAUACUCCCAUGUAUGUGUUUCUCUGUAAUUUGUCUCUUAUAGAUAUCUGUUCCACCACAGUCAGUCUCCCGAAACUUAUUGAUAUUUUACUAACUGGGAAAAACACAAUAUUGUUCGAGGACUGCUUCAUCCAAAUGUACUUUUAUACAUUUUUUGUUAUCACUGAAUUUAUUUUGUUGUCCUUUAUGGCAUAUGAUCGUUAUGUUGCAAUUUGUAGCCCAUUGCAUUACCAAAUUAUAAUAAAUAAAGAAAAAUGUGUCCUCAUUUUAAGCGGCACCUGGAUAUCUGCAUGUGUGAACUCAUUUUUUCUCACUGGUUUUGCAUCAUCAUUGGAUUUUUGUCAUACCAGUAAUAUUUUUCACUUCUUCUGUGAGAUUAAAGCCGUGGUAAAUAUUGCCUGUGCUGAUUUAAGCUUUACUAUCACAUUCCUUGUAGAAUCAUUUUUAUUUGGAUUAUUCCCUUUUGCAAUUAUUUUAGCUUCUUAUACCAAAAUAAUCUCCACUAUUAUGCAUACUAAAUCGAUUGUCAGUAGAAAAAAAGCCUUUUCUACCUGCUCAUCACACCUUACCGUAAUUAUUAUUUUUUAUGUCACUGUCUUGUGUGCAUACUUGAAGCCACCCUCUCGGCAGUCUGAUGAACUAGAUCAAAUGUUCUCAGUGCUGUACGCUGCAGUUACUCCCAUGUUAAAUCCAUUAAUAUAUACCCUAAGGAACAGAACGGUCAAGACUGCUUUGUUGAAAAUUAUUGACAGAGAAGAUAAAUAG